CUUAGUAGAUUUCUCAGCUGGCAAAUCAGAGAUGUAUUUCUUCCUCAAAGAAGGUCAGAUGUUGCCCUGAUGAACCAGACGGUGCCCAGCCAUCGCAGCAGCAGGGGAAGAAAGCCCAUUUUCAAACACCCAAACGACAAGACCUUUCUGCUUUCAACUGGGAAGGAUGUCUUACAAGAAGGAUCAACCCAAUGAUGAAACCCACUCCCAGUGUGUUAUCCCCAAACCUCGAGGAAACUGGGCACAGCUGAUGAAAUACAUCUUGCUUGCUCUGUGUGUCUUCAUCCUGUACCUCAGUGAACAAAGUCUUGAUCAUACUCUCCAGCGUCUUAUCAUCCAUUUCACAGCCCUGCAAGUUGGAGCACUACUUAAGGGGAUCUGCAUUUUCGUGGAAGAGGUGCACCAUCUGACAUCCAGGUAUUACGGGAGCUACCUCAAGGCCCUGAGUGCCUCCCUGGACUUACGCAGGCAGGCUCUAUUUCUGCUCCUGUGUGGGGCAGCCUAUCGGUUGCUCUUGAAAGAAGGUGGGCUGCCACUGUAUUCAGAACUGAGUCUCCUGUGCCUCUGCCAGCUUUUGAGUAUCAUAUUCGGCCUUCAGCACCCCUCAGCUGCAGAAAUCUCUGAAAUAUAUGAGCAGAACAACUGUAACGUUGCCCAAGGACUAGCGUGGUCAUACUAUGUUGGAUAUUUGAAGUUCAUUUUGCCUCGCUUCAAAGACUCAAUUCGUGAGUUCAACAAAGAACAUAACUUAUUGCGGAACUGUGAGAAGACUUGGAAAUUGCACAUCCUGAUUCCCCUCAGCUGUGACGUGUAUGCCGACCUGCAGAAGGUGGACAGUCAUCUUCAGUUCAUAAGCAACCUCCCAGAACUUCAAAUGGAUCAAGCUGGCAUUAAAAAAAGAAGCUACAAAAACAGUGUUUAUGGGAUAUGUGGUGAAGAUCAAAUGAUGAAUUAUUGUGUUCUAGAAUAUGCCACCCCUCUGCUGUCCCUCUACGCCAUGUCCCAAGAUGAAACUGCUGCCUUCAGCCGGCAAGAUCGUAUGGAACAAGCCAAGCUGUUCUGCAGAACUCUGGAAGAAAUCCUACAGAGAUCUAAAGAUUGUUCUGGCUGCUACCGGCUCAUUAUAUAUGAUGAUUCGGAAGAAAGUGAUAAGCACUUCCUGUCCAAGCUUAUCCUACAACAUAUAAGGCAGCAGCAGCACCAGGAGUAUGCAGUGUAUGAAAGGGAGCAAAACUGCAUCCAGACACAGAACAUUCUGCCUGAUGAGAACGAGCUCUUGAUCAGUGGUUCCGAUCAGCCCCUGCCUUUGCAGAGUGGUGCCUAUUGAAAUCCCUGGGUCACUUCCACUCGGGGGAAAGACCAGCUAAGAGCUGAACCUCCGUAUCGCUGGCAUGGUAAAAAGAUCUUAAAAUGCAUUUCUUCUUCUGGAAAACUAGUUCUUUUUGCAUAAACCUUUGAAGGGAAAGAUAAGGAACGUGUCUACUUAAUUAAAUUCUCUAAGGACUGUGGUGUUUUAAAACUGAAAACUACUUUUAUUUUUGGGUCCGAUAAGCUGAUGGAUUUUUCGUACUGCUCUGCUCUUUUUGAAAAGCUUAUAACAACAAUAAUUACUCUUAAUUAGACCUCUCUAUGUCAGCGGGAAGGGAUAAAUCUGCCAAAUCCCCCCCCCCUGGACAAGAGGAAAAAAACCCGUACCUUCAGAUCGGAGUUUGGAAAGAUUGACGAGGGUAACAAUUGAAAAGGAUAAACAAGAAACAAUGAAAGAGCUUACAAGUAAAAGAUAUGGCCUGUAAAAUGUCUGAAGGCUACGAUCAAACUGAGAGAUGAGCCAAGUCCAUUGAAAAGAAUAUUAAUAAACUUCAAGAUCAAAUUUCAGGAGUUUCACAAGAGCUCAAAGUUGUCAAAAGCAAAAUUAAAGAGCUUGGAAUUAGAGUUGAAUCAGAUCAAGAAAAAAAUAUCUAAUUUGGACUAAAAAAUCAAUGAAACUACUGAAAGGCUGAUCUACAUAGAGGAUAACCUCAGAAGGUCUAAUAUUAAAAUAAUGAAUUUUCAACUGCAACACGGACAAUACCUUUAAAAAGAGAUUAAAGCUUGGAUUAACUCCAUAAUAGGCACACAACAUCUGGUUAAACAAGACAUAGAAAGAGCACAUUCCCUGGGUAACCCAAAAAACUCCAGAAGUAGACCAGUGGUUCUGAAGUUUUUCAACUACACAAAGAACAAUUUAUGAGAAUAAUUAAACAAAAACAAGGCCAGCUAGUCUAUUGGGACAAUACGAUACAGAUCUUCCAGGAUUUAUGCAAUGAAUCUUUGAAUUGGAGAUCUAUGAAUCCUGUCACAGCAGUUGAAACACAACUUCAGAUAUCAAUGGGGUUAUCCUAUUUUUUUGAAAAUUUGGAAAUACAAGGUUCUGUUCAAAAUCUACUCUUGUGAUGAAGGUAAAGAAUUGCUGAAGGCCUGGAAACUCUGGCAACAAGAAGAGGAAAGUCAGGAGUCAACUCCAACUACAAGCAAAGAAAUAGAAGGGUGAACCAGAAAUGACCAGAUUUCUGGAA
Messenger RNA from Pogona vitticeps (central bearded dragon), 2555 nucleotides. The record is from RefSeq and is a predicted model, not a curated record. NCBI's taxonomy places the organism in Eukaryota, Metazoa, Chordata, Lepidosauria, Squamata, Agamidae.